AGAUGUCAUUUAAUGAGCGAGGCUGGGAAUUUUUGUACCCAAACAUUUGAAUAUGCAAAGUUGUUUGUAUUUUAUGCAGAGUUUAUGGUCACACCCUUUGGAAAUUAUGCUAUAGCUCUAGAGCACAUAUUAGGGCGCCCAAAUAAUUUCCAAUCUCUAUUCCAUUCUUUGGAUUUUGAUUUUUACUGUGUUUGUUGUUAAAGGAAAUCAGCCAAUUUAAAAUGUCAAAUAUCUUUAUGAAUCGUGACUUGGUGAGGUCAGCGGUCCUGGAUGUAGAAAACUUUCUACAAUCAAAUUCCGCUGAUGACGAUACCAUGAACUCGCUAAAAUUGAUAAAGCACGCAAUUGUUGCACUCGAUAACUUGAAAGUUAACUAUGAUAUCCGCUCCACAUCAACACUUGUUCCAUCAGCCCAGGAUAAACACUCACAAAUACAGUCGGAUAUUUCAUCUGGAACCAUUCCAAAUGCAGAUUUAAAGAAUAACUGGAGUUUUACUUUGAAGGAUUUCGCAGAUAGUUUGCUACAUAGUCCAUUAUUUUCACAGUGCUGUGCUAGAGAAAGCGUGCAUCCUUUUGAUACAGAACGUACUGAGUCCGUCCAUGUGAAUGAUACAAACCUACCAUCGGAUGAAAAGACUGCUGAAAGUAACCGUAGCGGCGUUUAUAAUAGGCACUUUAUUGGAAAGAGUAAAAGGAAUGUAACUUUGAAGGAUGAGUGCGUAGAGGAAUAUAUGAGACAACUUGGAAACAAUUGGCAUUUGGAUAUACUUGCACUGGCCAAUCUACCCUCCGUACUCAGCGAAGGGCCUAUAAUAUCAAUAGGUAGACACCUGUUGAAACCAAUUGGAGAUACUAUUGAUCCCAAUUUUAACGAACUAGUGCUUCCAGUUUUAAGGGACAUCCAAGAUGUAUAUAUACCUAAUCCCUAUCAUAACGCUCUCCAUGGUGCCAUGGUCGGACACCUUUCACAGGUGUUGUUUAAAGCAAUUCGUUCUGAAAGAGCCUUUACACCUUAUGAAGAGCUUGGUUACGUUCUUGCUGCUCUGGGACAUGACGCUGGGCAUCCCGGUAAGACCAACACGUUCCUAUCUCUAACCAGUAAUCCGUUGGCGCUUAUUUACAAUGACAAUAGUAUUUUGGAAAACUAUCACUCAUCUCUAGUUUUCCACAUUAUAAGAUAUCACUCAAAGUUUUUCAAUUUGAUCCCAUCAAAAGAGUGGGAAAAGAUUCGUAAGCGUAUGAUUCAGCUAAUUUUAUCAACGGACAUGACAACCCACUUUACACACAUUAACAACGUCAAGGCACGUCGUGAGAGUGGCUCGUUUGAUAUUAAGAACGAUGAUGAUUUCUGGCUGUUGAUGGUUCUUUGUAUAAAGGUGGCAGACAUUGGACACAACUUUUUGCCCUGGGUGGAUCAUAUAUCUUGGACAUCUCUAUUAUUUGAAGAGUUUUACCUCCAGGGUGAUGAGGAGCGCUUUUUGUCAAUGCCAUUAUUACUCUUUUUUGAUCGUACAAAGGCCGCAGAUAUCCCAGAUUCUCAACUGGGUUUCUUCCAGGGCUUUACGAAACCCCUUUUGGACGAACUGACUAUAUUUGAGAACGAGUCAAAGUUUAUAUCACGUGUGUUGCUGGGUAACGCAGAGAAGAACCUAAAGUAUUGGAAAGACUCAUCCUUGAAGAAUAUUGAGGACAUCUUACGUGAUUUAGACUCAUCAGGGGAGGAAUUAGCCGUUGAAGACCAAUAUGUAGAUUAG
Theileria equi strain WA is the source of this 1754-nucleotide messenger RNA. Its product is annotated as 3',5' cyclic nucleotide phosphodiesterase, putative. Gene Ontology annotation, molecular function: 3',5'-cyclic-nucleotide phosphodiesterase activity. The transcript has 5 exons. Gene Ontology annotation, biological process: signal transduction. The coding region runs from base 222 to 1754 and encodes 510 amino acids. NCBI's taxonomy places the organism in Eukaryota, Apicomplexa, Aconoidasida, Piroplasmida, Theileriidae. The record is from RefSeq and is a predicted model, not a curated record.